UAGAAGAUGUAGCAGUAGUAGAUUUAGCAGUAAUAGAUGUAACAGUAGAUGUAGCAGUAGUAGCAGUAGUAGAUGUAGCAGUAGUAGAUGUAGCAGUAGAUGUAGCAGUAGAUGUAGCAGGAGUAGAUGUAGCAGUAAUAGAUGUAGCAGUAAUAGAUGUAGCAGUAGUAGAUGUAGCAGUAAUAAAUGUAGCAGUAGUAGAUGUAGCAGUAAUAGAUGUAGCAGUAGUAGAUGUAGCAGUAGUAGCAGUAGUAGAUGUAGCAGUAGUAGCAGUAGUAGAUAUAGCAGUAGAAGAUGUAGCAGUAGUAGCAGUAGUAGAUGUAGCAGUAGUAGAUGUAGCAGUAACAGAUGUAGCAGUAAUAGAUGUAGCAGUAGUAGAUGUAGCAGUAGAUGUAGCAGUAGUAGAUGUAGCAGUAGUAGCAGUAGUAGAUGUAGCAGUAGAUGUAGCAGUAGUAGAUCUAGCAGUAAUAGAUGUUGCAAUAGUAGAUGUAGCAGUAGUAGAUGUAGCAGUAAUAGAUGUAACAGUAGUAGAUGUAGCAAUAGUAGCAGUAGUAGAUGAAGCAGUAGAUGUAGCAGUAGUACAUGUAGCAGUAGUAGCAGUAGUAGAUGUAGCAGUAUUAGAUGUAGCAGUAGUAGAUGUAGCAGUAGUAGAUGUAGCAGUAAUUGAUGUAGCAGUAGUAGCAGUAAUAGAUGUAGCAGCAACAGAUGUAGCAGUAAUAGAUGUAGCAGUAGUAGCAGUAGUAGAUGUAGCAGUAAUAGAUGUAGCAGUAGUAGCAGUAGUAGAUGUAGCAGUAAUAGAUGUAGCGCUAAUAUAUGUAGCGGUAAUAGAUGUAGCAGUAGUAGAUGUAGCAGUAAUAGAUGUAGCAGUAGUAGAUGUAGCAGUAGUAGAGGAGGGGCAGUUGCAGCCAUUUUUAACUCUAGUCUGUUAAUCAGCCCUAAACCUAAACUAGAUUAUAAUUCAUUUGAAAGCCUCGUUCUUAGUCUUUUACAUCCAACCUGGAAAACCUCGCAACCAGAGUUUUUAUCCAGUUUAGUUCUUAAAUCAGAUAAAGUUAUUAUUGUAGGCAAUUUUAACAUUCAUGUCGACGUCGAUAAUGACUCCCUGGCUACCGCGUUUAUCUCAUUAUUAGACUCCAUUGGCUUCAGUCAGGGUGUACAUGAACCCACUCAUUGUUUUAACCAUACCCUCGAUCUGGUUCUGACGUAUGGAAUUGAAAUUGAUAACCUCCACAGAAUCCCUCGCUUUCGGAUCA
Molecule: messenger RNA, 1253 nt
Organism: Epinephelus moara (kelp grouper)
Lineage: Eukaryota; Metazoa; Chordata; Actinopteri; Perciformes; Serranidae
Exons: 3
Source: RefSeq, a predicted model, not a curated record